Messenger RNA from Aureobasidium musti, 1074 nucleotides. NCBI's taxonomy places the organism in Eukaryota, Fungi, Ascomycota, Dothideomycetes, Dothideales, Saccotheciaceae. The record is from the annotation of a GenBank genome assembly.
AUGACCUCUCUUGCCAUCUUGGACGAUUACGCGGGCAUAGCUCCCAUCUAUUUCAAGCAUAUUCAGCAUCUCAAUGUCGACAGCUUUCCUGACACUAUACCACCGAACAGCCCAGAAAACAUAAAAGCGCUGGCUGCUCGUCUUGGCCAGUAUCCCAUCAUCAGCUCCAUGCGUGAACGCACUCCAUUUCCAAGAGACCUGCUUGCUGCACUGCCCAAUUUGAAACUCUUGAUCACGACAGCGAAGCGUAAUCGUGCCAUUGAUAUGGCUGCCGCGAGAGAACUCGGCAUCGUUGUCGCUACUGCUCCAGGUACUCGUGAUAUCACCCAUUCAGAGCUUCCCUCGCUCGUCGCGCCAUCACCCGAGUACGAUGCCACUACUCAGCAUUGUUUUGCACUCAUCCUUGCUCUUGCCUCACGCAUACCAAUCGAGGAUGCCGCAUUGCACUCGGGUGGCCCAUUCCAGACUGGACUUGGUUUUACUCUUUCCAACAAAGUCUAUGGAGCCGUUGGUCUUGGAAGGCUGGGUACAAAUGCUGCUCGCACAGCUGUUCUUGGCUUGGGAAUGAAAGUCAUCUCUUGGAGUGCAAAUCUGACUCAAGAGAAAGCAGACGAGGCAGCGGAGAAAGCAGGUCUUCCAAAAGGUUCCAUCAGAGCCGUAACCAAGGAAGAGUUGCUCAAGACAGCAGACGUCAUCAGUAUGCACUAUGUGCUCUCGGAUCGUAGCAGGNNGGGAACUAUCGGCGCAGCCGAGAUUGCCAUGAUGAAGAAGAAUGCCAUCUUGGUCAAUACUUCUCGAGGUCCUCUGAUCGAUGAAAAGGCCCUGCUCGAUGCACUCAAUCGAGGUGCCAUCAGAGGUGCAGCAUUGGAUGUUUUUGACGUGGAACCUCUUCCUCUGGAAAGCCCAUGGCGUACCACAUCCUGGGGACAAGAUGGUCGAUCUCUUGUUGUUCUCUCACCUCACAUGGGCUACGUGAAUGACGAGACAAUGCACAAAUUCUAUGCGGAGCAGGCGGAUACUGUACAGCGCUAUGUCAAGGAUGGCAUUGAAGCAGUGCCAGAUGUUCUAAACUGA